Messenger RNA from Orycteropus afer afer, 2686 nucleotides. It is a transcript of the gene SWT1, whose product is annotated as SWT1 RNA endoribonuclease homolog. Gene Ontology annotation, cellular component: nucleus. Lineage: Eukaryota; Metazoa; Chordata; Mammalia; Tubulidentata; Orycteropodidae. The record is from RefSeq and is a predicted model, not a curated record.
AAAGAGAAAAAUAUCUCAACAAGUUCUACUAGUUCCUCUUACUCUGCAAGAUCAGUUUCUUCAGAAAAGAGAAAACUGAAAUCAAAUCAUACAGAUAUUUUGUACUGUAAUACAAAAAGAAGACAAGAACUCAAAAGAUUAAGUGUAGCAACCGAUGAUACUUCAAGAAAGAUGCCAAAUACCAGUUCUUCAUCUCAAGAACCCGUUAAACUCCCUGAAGCAUCAUUUUCAACAAAUAAUCAAAUUAUUUCACAGAAUCUUUCUUUAAGUGGAACUAAAACAAAUAUAAAUAAAUAUUCAGAUUUUAAACUGAAAGAUAUCAAACUGACAAAUGUUCAGAGUAAGCUCAAACAUGAACUUAAAAACCUCAGCAGUCCUAAGAUUGUCAAAGAUGUAAAGCCUAAAACUGAAGGUCGGGCAAAUGAAAAAAAAUGGCAUCAUUUACUUUCUCAGAGCCAGAAGAUGAAAGAACUCAGGAAAGAAAGGUACAAUAAAUUUAGAGACAGUUCAGAAAGAUGCAUCUUGGAGAAAUGCAAGAUAAAUGAAUUUUCUCAGGAUAAUACUUCCUACAAAAUAAUUAAGGAAGCACUAAAACCUGGAAGAAGGAAGAUCAGUUUCAAAAUCCCUGUAAAAUCCCGUGAUACCCUCCAGAAGCUUGUAAAAGAAGAUGUCUUCAGUUUAGAUGCUAACAAGUCAGAGACUAAGCAGAAGGAAGAAGAAUGCCUGGAAAGCUCCCAGGUUUCAUUAAAUUUGACUAGGCACAAAAUUGAACCUUUAUUUUCAGAUUCUACAUGUAAGACUGUUCGUAAAUGGAAAGGAAAGUAUCAUGAGCAUCAAGAAAGUAAUGAGUCAAGUUCUAGUAAAAAUCUAACCCAGGGUUUUGAAGCACCAUGUUCUUCUGUCUCACCUGAAAGUAUUCAAGAUACAGACCAAGAGAUGCAGAUCAUAGAAGAGCUUCAUGCUGCACGUGUGGGAAAAAGUGUGGAUUUACCUGUGGUUCCACCUUCUGGAGAGUUAAUGAGUAUGGAAAUUGACUUGGUAGAAGAUAACAUACAUUCCUCUGCUGUGAAUACUGCUUCAGACAAAAUGCUUCUAACUGUUAUUGACACAAAUAUUCUAAUGAAUCAUCUCAAGUUUGUUAGAAUUUUAAAGACAACAGAAAUACCAGGCUUUGACAGAUUUGUUUUGAUAAUUCCCUGGAUUGUUAUACAAGAACUAGAUCGUAUGAAGGCAGGAAAACUACUAAAACAUGCCCAGCAUAAAGCUAUACCUGCAGUUCAUUUCAUCAAUGACAGUCUCAAAAAUCAAGAUAAAAAGCUAUGGGGUCAAUCAAUACAACUUGCAUCUCAAAAAUUUUAUGGAUUAAGUGAUGAGAACAAUGAUGAUCGAGUAUUAAAAUGCUGCCUUCAAUACCAGGAAUUAUUCCCUUGUUCUCUUGUUAUUCUGUGCACGGAUGAUAGAAAUUUAAGAAACAAAAGCCUAAUAAGUGGUGUGAAGUCACUCAGUAAAGAAGAAUUGAGUGCAGAGUUAUUAAACUUAUCUCUGAACACAGAUGUGUGUCAUCAGCCUUGUAUUUCUAAGCAGCAAUUGAAAGCAGAAGCAACAUCCUUGAAAGAGAGCUAUGAUGAAGAAUCUACAAAUUCUGGGCUAUCCAUUCUACUUGAAAGCAUUAUAUCUGAGCUUGAAAAAUCUCUUGGAACAGCUUUAUCUACAAUAUUAGAAACUGAAAUGAAAAUUGCAUUUGGAAACUUAUGGUUGGAGAUACUAUACUUGAAACCACCAUGGACUUUAAUACAUUUAUUACAGUGUUUUAAAAAACAUUGGUUGGCUGUAUUUGGAUUAGUUAUGGAAAAGAACUUGCUUGUAACCAUUGAGAGCCUAUACGAAAAUCUUUGUAAAGCUAAUAAUGCAGUGGAUUUUACAACAGCAAAAUUCCUGCUUCAGGAUUCUAAAAGUUUGUUACAUGCUUUCAGUACAAGGUCAAAUUAUGAUGGUGUUCUUCCACAAGCCUUUGCUCAAGUAAACAAACUGAUCCAAACAUUCACAGAGGUCAAGGAAAAACUUAAACCAAAUCCUUCAGAAAACACAGUGGGUAAAAAGAAGGAAAAUACUUCUUCGAUGAAGUCUAAUAAUCAAGAAAUCACCCUUUUCUCGGGUUCUCAGCUUCCCCAACCCAACAGGCAUCAAGAAAUCUGGUCUAUCCUAGAAAAUGUUUGGAUUACAAUAUAUCAGAACAGCACAGAUGUAUUUCAAAGAUUGGGCGCUAAUUCAGCUCUGGCUACUUCAAAAAUAUCAUCAUUUGAAGAAGCAUUUAUAUAUCUUCAAAAAUUAAUGGCAGCUGUCAAGGAUAUUCUUGAAGGAAUUCAGAAGAUUUUGGCCCCCAACAGUAAUUAUCAAGAUGUUGAGACCCUCUACAGCUUUCUAACCAAGUAUGAGGUAAAUAAAAGUGUGCAAUUUACUGCUCAAGAACUUUAUGAUUGUGUUUCACAGACUGAGUAUCGGGAAAAGUUAACCAUUGGAUGCCGCCAACUGAUUGAGAUGGAAUAUACCAUGCAACAGUGCAAUGCAUCUGUCUACAUGGAGGCCAAAAACAGGGGAUGGUGUGAUGAUAUGCUCAACUAUAGGACCUAAGUGCUAAUCGUAAUUUAAAGAAAUUUGUUUUCAUGUAUAGCAGAGUAAUAGUAAA